UAAUAAUGGCGCAGAGAGCUCAAUCAGUAUUGGCCACCAAAGAUGUUUUCCAAAAGGGAGAUUUCCAUUGGAAACAAUUCAACGUUGAAACUUCCAGUGCUUCAUCCUCAACUCCAAAACCAUUGCUAAUCUUUACACCAAUCGUGCCUGGCUCAUACCCUGUCAUAUUGUUCUGCCAUGGAUUUUUCAUUCACAAUAGCUUCUACUCUGAGUUCCUAGGCCACAUAGCUUUACAUGGAUUCAUACUUGUUGCUCCUCAGCUGGCGUAGACCCUGUGUCUGGCACAUCUAAAUCGUCCUCACAUUUCCUCAAAUUCUCACUGGCAUGUCCCAAAAUCCUUCAAUUUGAACAUACAAAUUGUUGUAAUUGGCACUGGGCUAGGCCCCUAGAAGGCUAAUUUUGUUAGUCCACCAUGUGCUCUUGAUGGGGAGAACCAUAAGGAGUUCUUCAACGAGUGCAAACCUUCUUGUGCACAUUUUGUUGCAACUGAGUAUGGGCACAUGGACAUGUUGAAUGAUGUAGGGAACUGUUUCGGCACCCAACAGUUUUCUAAAAUAUCAAAAAUGUCAUUAUAAAUAAUAGAUUAGCUUUUUCAUUUUUACAACGCCUUUAUUUUAAAAUUGUACUUCCUUAGUGUAACUUGCUUUCAUUAGCGUUCUUUUGUGAGUAUUUGUUGUCGUCGGUGGUGUACAUACGUUGUUUAUGGAU
This is a messenger RNA of Glycine soja, 708 nucleotides long. Its product is annotated as chlorophyllase-1, chloroplastic-like. Gene Ontology annotation, molecular function: chlorophyllase activity. The record is from RefSeq and is a predicted model, not a curated record. Bases 6 to 269 code for a protein of 87 amino acids. Gene Ontology annotation, biological process: chlorophyll catabolic process. The transcript is spliced from 2 exons. NCBI's taxonomy places the organism in Eukaryota, Viridiplantae, Streptophyta, Magnoliopsida, Fabales, Fabaceae.